ACAUUCCUUUUAAUAAGCUCUUCUGUGUAGAGUUAGACAGUGUGGAGUUGGGGAUUAGGCAGCAGGGCCGUUGUCGCGACGUACAACAUUGACUUUCCACGUUUAAGUAUUGUUUUCGUCUAAUUGACGAUUGAACAUCCAUCUGUGCACUUGUAGAGUGAUCAAAAAUACGUUCAAAUUAUUUUAUUUACUUCCCGAGACAUCCUGAUUUACUUUCUCUAAAAAGUCAUGGAAAAUGUGUUCUUGAAGCAAGGUGAGGCUAACUCUAUUCUGAAAAGAUAUCGAAGAAAAAACACAUUCUUAGAAGAGGUGCAACAGGGAAACAUUGAACGUGAAUGUCGGGAAGAAGUUUGUACUUAUGAAGAAGCAAGAGAAGCUUUUGAAAAUGAUGAGAAGACAAAUGACUUCUGGGCAGCUUACAUAAAGGGACAAAAUGGGGAUGAAGGAAAUGGUGCUGGUAUCAAUAUGGAAUCGGUUUACCUUGUGGCUCCUCUAAUGGCUGGUCUUCUUGUGAUUAUUAUUAUACUGUUUGUUAUUUGGAGAUGUCAGGUGAGAAAGGCAAAUUGCAGGCAAAUCACUUAUGCCCAUAAUCAACACCAGGCAAACCAACCCACCAGAAACUUAUCAGUGGUAGUAUUUGGUUAUAAUCAACAUCCUGUCAGUCCACUUGAUAGAUUAAGUAGCCUGCAACCGGAAGGCACAGCUGGUGAAAACUCCAAUCAAAAUGGAUUCCCUGUAAGAUUGUCUGGAUUCUUAAAUGCAGAUUCACCUCCAUCCUAUCAUGAAGCUACUGGCCAAGCAGAGAAUCUGAGAAUUAAUGAUGAAGGAAGGCAAAACGAAGAUCCUCCGAAGUAUGAAGAAAUUGCAAAUCCCAAUGUAGCUAAACGUAUACCAUAAGUUGCCAAUGAUGCAAGAUGUUUUUUAUUUUUCAAAUAAUUAAAAAUUAGUUUGCAAUUUUUUAUUAUCACAGAUGAAGGCUUUCUUGUGCUGUAUGUAAUGUGAGUUUUUACAGUCUGCUUUGCAAUUGAAAUCCUUGUGAAAUUCACAAUUUGAUAAUCAUUGAUUUAUUUUUCAAUUGAGUUGGUAUUUUUGAUGGGGAACAAGAACAAUUGGGUACAAUAAUAAAAUGCAAGAGUCUGCAGAAAAGUAAACAUUAUUUUACUCCCAGUGAGUGAAAGUGUUAGUCUUGAAAAUUUACCACUUUUAAUAUCAUACUUGGGGUGGAAACAACUAUGGCUUUGGAGUUUUUUAAUGCAACAUUUACUUGUUUUCUACCUCAAUAUAAACACAAUUGAUUAUAUUUAAUUGCCAAUCAUAAACUUGGAAAUAAACCAGAAAUGCUGCCCCAAAACAUGAUAGAAUUCCAAAAGUUCAUUAAUCUUGGUCUCUAGUUGAGGCCCACCUUCACAUGAAAUCUCACAUGGGUAAUAAGUAACAAAGAAUGGUCCCCAUUGCUGUUGUCAUUGAAUAGAUAUUGGGAUUUAGAUUGUGUGAAAGUUCUAAUGCUGUUAAAUUUAGGAUAUUGUAUUGAUAUCCAUUGCAUGUGUCAGACUUCACCUUGGUAUGGCUGAUUGGAGGAUCACGUUUUAAGGAUUGAAUGGUUGAUUUUAAUCCAUUCCUGAAAAUGUUUAAGUAAAAUAUAGUUGAUGUUGCCCUUUUCGCUGUAACUAUUUCUGUACUUUGUCCAUCAAAAGUGCAUAAGCAGCAUGUUAAGUUUGAAUUAUUCAAACUGUCCAUGUCCUGAUUGCUCUUUCAUCAACUUAUUACAGUCUAACUAAAUUGACUAAAAUGUGUUUACUUCUGUAAAUGACAUAAUUAUUUAUCAAGCAUCUCACCUAUGAUCAAAAAUUUGUUUUGCCAUUUUCCCCUACGUUGACAUGGCCAGUUAGCCCAUUUGCAAGGUUAGAAUAUUUAAAAUAUAGAUGGGUUUAUAAAGCAUUGAAUCUAAUUUGGACAAGAUAUUACAUUUUUAUUUGUCUUGCAAAAUCUCAUCUGGACAUUAAUAAUACAAGAUAUUCAACUUUUUCAUGUUUCUCAUUGUAAUAAACUGCAUAGUAACUUUUUGUUUUUCAAAUACAAAUCAGUAUUGAUUACUCGCCACAUUCAGCAAUGAAAGUGGCGUGCACUUUUGGCACAAGUGAAUAAUGGGUUUCAGGUGAUUUUUAUUGUUUCCACAAAAAUACAAAUUUCAGGAAGCUCAUGUGAUAUUUGGGAAGAAUGGUGCAUCUUAAAUUGAAAUGUAUUGUUAUGAUUUUGUUUUUAAACGGCUCAGGAUUCCAAUUGAACAAAUAACUUAUUUUGACAAAUUGUGGCUGGAGUGUAAAUAUACUUGAUAUUUUGACAAUAUUUACUUUUAUAUAUAAACUCGCAUGUGUGCUUCAAUCAGCAGAAAAUAUUGAAAUUGAAAUAUCUAACUUGUGAAUGCUGAAAUAUUGAAAAAUCUGAUUCUUUAACAAUGGAUUUUUCCCACUUCAAUAUUAAUACAUGAAAACAUUGGAUAUUGACUUUAAAGACAAAGUUUGAAGAUUUUGUACAACGUGUAAAUAAUUUAAUGGAAUGAUAUUUUCACUAAAUCACAUUUUGAAGAGAUGUAUUAUAUUCAAGCACAAUUCUGAACAUGCCUUUUGUAUGUUAAUGAACAAAUGUAUAAUUCAUUAAGGAGGACCUGGUUCAAAGCCCCCCCCCCCAAAAGUUUAUUGUAACUACUUUGCUCAAAAGACAAAUAAAAUUAUUCAUACUGGUA
Leucoraja erinaceus (little skate) is the source of this 2743-nucleotide messenger RNA. RefSeq names its product transmembrane gamma-carboxyglutamic acid protein 1-like. Lineage: Eukaryota; Metazoa; Chordata; Chondrichthyes; Rajiformes; Rajidae. The transcript has 4 exons. The record is from RefSeq and is a predicted model, not a curated record. Gene Ontology annotation, cellular component: extracellular region. Bases 229 to 897 code for a protein of 222 amino acids. Gene Ontology annotation, molecular function: calcium ion binding.